AUGCAAUUAUCAUUUCUAAGAUAUCAAUCGAUUCAAUUUUCUUCAUGUUCAUUACCAAUACUACGUCAUCUAAAUUCCAAUACUUUCAAUAUUCAAACUCAACGUUGGAAUAGUGUUAAAAGUGGUUCUAGUAAUAGAAAAACUGGAACCAAGCAACAUACAAUUAUUGAUGCUUGGGGUCAACACCCAACAUUGCGUCACAUUCAAGAUCCAAUAUUUGAUAGUUUACGCCGUUGGACAAAAGGAUUGACUAUCACUGAAACACCAAAUAUAUCGUCAACAGUAGCUGCACUUGAUGCUGCUGGCGUUGAUCGCAUGUUAAUUAGUGCGUGGUACGCUCCCAACAAUAUAAUGAUUUCUAAUGACGAAGUGUUUGAUUUUGUUUCUCAAUCAAAGGGACGAUUAGUUGGUGUUGGUUCAGUUGAUAUUACUCGACCUAUGUUGGUUAUGCGUGAAAUUCGUCGAUGUGUUGAAAAAUUUGGUUUUAAAGCUAUUCGUGUUCUUCCAUGGCUAUUUCAAGUACCACCAACUGAUCGACGAUUUUAUCCAGUAUAUGUGGCAUGCUGUGAAAUGAACAUUCCAUUUUGUACACAAAUAGGACACACGGGCCCUUUAAUGCCAUCGGAAGUUGGUCGUCCAAUUUAUCUUGAUCAGGUAGCACUUGAUUUCCCGGAUUUGACAAUUGUUGCAGGUCAUAUUGGAUAUCCAUGGACUGAUGAAGCGAUUGCCGUUGCUACUAAACAUCCCAAUGUCUAUAUUGAUACUUCUGCGUAUACUAUUCAACGGUAUCCUCCUGCUCUGAUUGAAUAUAUGCGAACUCAUGGCCGUAGCAAAGUUCUAUUCGGUAGCAAUUAUCCAAUGAUUCCUCCUGCUAAAGCUCUCGAAUGUCUUGAUGGUUUAGGACUUGAUGAAAAGGCUCGUGCUCUUUUUCUUAGUCAAAAUGCUGCACGUGUUUUUCGCAUAUGA
This is a messenger RNA of Rotaria socialis, 966 nucleotides long. The record is from the annotation of a GenBank genome assembly. Lineage: Eukaryota; Metazoa; Rotifera; Eurotatoria; Philodinida; Philodinidae.